ACUGAAACGCGUGUUGAGCAACACUGCCAUUAAAAUUUGCCGUUUGCCAACCCUAGAACGUUUUCAGACAGUAAAUAACUUUAAGAAAAUCAUUUAUUAGAACAAAGAUGUCUUCGUCCGUGCUAGAAAUACAGCCAAAGGCAGGAGAGGGCCAGCCGGAGCAGCCAGGAGUGGCCAGUGCGGAAAUUACAGGUCCCAAAGAAUCAGGGGCCGCCACAAAUGCCAGUCAAAAGCCUGAUCAGGAUUUUGCCGCGGCCGAGCAGUACAAAAACCAGGGAAACGAUUUGCUAAAAACCAAGGAAUUUACGAAAGCUAUCGACAUGUACUCCAAAGCCAUAGAACUGCAGCCUAACAGCGCGAUAUAUUACGCCAACCGAUCGUUGGCCCAUCUGCGCCAGGAAAGCUUUGGAUAUGCUCUGCAGGAUGGAAUAUCGGCAGUAAAGGCUGACCCCAGCUACCUGAAGGGCUACUACCGUAGGGCGGCUGCGCACAUGUCUCUUGGAAAGUUCAAGCAGGCCCUCUGCGAUUUCGAAUUCGUGGCAAAGUGCAGGCCCAACGACAAGGACGCUAAGCUGAAGUUCACCGAGUGCAGCAAAAUCGUAAAAAUGCGCGCCUUCGAGCGGGCAAUUGCAGUGGACAAGCCGGAGAAGACGCUCUCAGAGAUGUACAGGGACAUGGAGAAUAUAACUAUUGAGGAUGACUACAAAGGACCGCAACUUGAGGACGGCAAGGUUACCCUCCAGUUUAUGAAGGACUUAAUGGAGCACUAUAAGGGUCAGAAACGAUUGCACCGAAAAUUUGCCUAUAAAAUACUGUGCGAGAUUGAUACAUACAUGCGCUCCCAGCCUUCGCUUGUAGAUAUCACGGUGCCAGAUGAGGAGAAGUUUACAAUCUGUGGCGAUAUUCACGGCCAAUUUUAUGACUUGAUGAACAUUUUUGAGAUAAAUGGGCUACCCUCCGAGAAAAACCCCUACCUUUUCAACGGAGACUUUGUCGACAGGGGUUCCUUCUCCGUAGAAUGUAUAUUCACGUUGUUUGGCUUUAAGCUUCUGUAUCCAAAUCACUUCUUCUUGUCGCGAGGCAACCACGAAAGUAUCAACAUGAACCAAAUGUACGGAUUUACUGGUGAAGUGACUGCCAAGUACACCAGUGCAAUGGCAGACAUAUUUACGCAGGUGUUCAACUGGCUUCCGCUCUGCCACUGCAUCAAUCAAAAGAUCUUGGUUAUGCACGGCGGACUCUUCUCCUCAGACAAUGUGACUCUGGACAACAUAAGACGUAUCGAACGCAACUGUCAGCCUCCAGAGGAAGGUCUCAUGUGCGAGCUUCUGUGGUCGGAUCCUCAGCUGUGGAUGGGCCGAGGGCCGUCUAAGCGAGGCGUAGGCAUUCAGUUCGGUCCAGAUGUCACUGAGGCGUUCUGCAAGAACAACAAUCUGGAUUACAUCAUCAGAAGUCACGAAGUCAAGGAUAUGGGCUACGAAGAGGCACACAAUGGUCAAUGCAUAACGGUCUUCUCAGCUCCGAACUAUUGUGAUACUAUGGGCAAUAUGGGAGCAUUUAUUACCAUCACAGGUAACAACUUGAAACCAAACUACAAAUCGUUCGAGGCUGUGCCACAUCCCGAUGUCAAGCCGAUGGCCUAUGCCAAUAGCUUAAUGAACUGGCUGGCGUAGUCAUUUUCCAUGAAAACUGAGUAGCUAAACACACACACACUCCUACAUCGACACAAUCACACAAAAACACACCAAUUUAUGAACAGCUUCUAAACCCACAACCGUAGAGCAACUUGAAACGAUCAAAGGAGAAAAGGAAUGCUGAAAAUUCGAAGAUGCUCAAUAGACUUUAUGCGCACUGCGAGCUGCUUCACUACUUAAGUACGAGUAUUGCGAGUCAAUAAGGCGAAGGACGGUGAGAACAGGCGUGGACAGAAUCUAGAUCACAAAUUACCGAACAGCAAUCAUUUUACAAAUUCAGCUAUAUUUGAUACAGAACGAAAAAAUGUUAUAGUGUAUAGUGGCUUUAGAAGUCGGAUGCUAAGUUUUAUCGGUGCCAAGCAUCUGCGGUUCCACUUGAAAGUGAAAAUUGAAAGAAAAUGUUUGUUUAUGCAUAGCAUUUAGUUAUGGCUACCCAAAUCCAAUAUACGAGUACAUAUAUAUAUAUAAAUCUACUUCAAUUUUGUUUGUUCCAAUCGCUUCAUUUGUGUAUAAAUCAGUUUUGUUCAACCUUGCCUUAUUUAUAUAUUAAACAAAGUCAUUUUAAUAAAACUAUUCAAGUUAGAUACCUCAA
Molecule: messenger RNA, 2286 nt
Organism: Drosophila ananassae
Lineage: Eukaryota; Metazoa; Arthropoda; Insecta; Diptera; Drosophilidae
Gene: PpD3
Product: serine/threonine-protein phosphatase 5
Exons: 8
Coding region: 108-1673 (521 amino acids)
Cellular component (GO): nucleus; cytosol
Molecular function (GO): protein binding; protein serine/threonine phosphatase activity
Source: RefSeq, a predicted model, not a curated record